UGUUGAGACAAAACAGGAUUGUCAUUCCACAUUCCAUGCGCCAGGAUAUGCUACAGCGUAUCCAUGAGGGACAUCUUGGUGUGGAGAAAUGCAAAAGGAGAGCGAGAGAAGCAGUUUACUGGCCUGGUAUCAACAAAGAUAUUGAGGAGAUGAUACAGAAAUGUGAAACAUGUCUCAAACAUCGCUACAAGCAAACAAAAGAGCCGAUGCUGAUAACAGACCUACCCACAGCACCAUGGCAAAAGGUAGGCACCGAUUUGUUUCAUCUGCAUGGCAAGGACUAUCUUCUGGUGAUUGACUAUUAUUCUAACUAUCCAGAAGUUGCACAGCUUUCCAGUACAUCAGCACAGUCUGUCAUCACUCACAUGAAAGGGUUUUUCACCAGACAUGGAAUCCCACAGUGUGUGGUCAGUGACAAUGGCCCACAAUAUGACUGCGGUGAAUUUAGUGACUUUGCAAAGCAAUAUGGAUUUCAACACAUCACCUCUAGCCCCUUGUAUCCACAGGCGAAUGGACAGGCUGAAAAAGGGGUCCAAAUUGUGAAGAGACUGUUAAAAAAGGCAAUAGACAGUAAGACUGACCCUUACCUGGCUUUGCUAAGCUACAGGGCCUCACCUCUGGAGUGUGGAGCAUCCCCUGCUGAGCUGCUCAUGCAUCGCAAGCUGCGUACCACACUUCCACAAAUUCCAAGAGACAAUGAUAACAAACACAACAACAAGCUGACUGACAAAAGGAUGAGACUCAAACACAGACAGAAAAUGAACUACGACAAGACAGCAAGGCAUCUGGAACCUAUUCAGGAAAAGGAUGUUGUGAGGAUUGAGGGCCCUCAUUCCUGGGACAGGAAAGCAACAGUUCUCAGUGAAGUAGGACCCAGGUCAUUUGUCGUCAAGACAGAGAAUGGACAAGUGUUAAGAAGAAACAGGAGGAGUCUGUUAAAGACUCAGAACAUUGAAUAUCAGGAUGAGGAGACUGGAUCUGAACAACAAGAGUGUGUCACACCAGAGGGGCACCACAGCGAGCCUCCUUCAUCUUCCCCAAUACCUGAGACACUGAGAAGGUCUACCAGACCAAGGAAACCGCCUGAGAGGCUCAUAGAACAAGAAUGA
Toxotes jaculatrix (banded archerfish) is the source of this 1109-nucleotide messenger RNA. RefSeq lists its product as uncharacterized. Lineage: Eukaryota; Metazoa; Chordata; Actinopteri; Toxotidae. The transcript is spliced from 2 exons. Gene Ontology annotation, molecular function: nucleic acid binding. The record is from RefSeq and is a predicted model, not a curated record. Bases 36 to 1109 code for a protein of 357 amino acids. Gene Ontology annotation, biological process: DNA integration.